CCUGAGCAGGCAGGAACAGGCAAAGAUCAGAUCAGUAUGGAUACAGACAAGAAAAAAGUGACUCUCAGAGAAGGAUUCCUGGUGAAAAGGGGUCAUCUUGUACACAACUGGAAGGCGCGCUGGUUUGUGUUGAUGUCAGACAAGCUGCUGUAUUACAAGUACGAAGGAGGCAAACGGGACUCGUGUCAGCGAGGGAAAAUCUUCCUGAAGGACUGUGAGAUAACUUGUCCUUUUCUGGAGCACGAAAAUCGGCCGCUGGUGUUCAAGCUCCAGACAAAGAACGGGGUGGACCAUUUUUUGGAGGCGUGCUCCCGGGAGGAGAGAGAUGACUGGGCGGCUGACAUCACCGCCGUGGUUGACAAGCUCCGGACGGCCGACGCUGGGAAGGUCACAGAGCAGGAAGAGCCUGCUGGAUCCCAGCUGCACAACAUCAACCUGUGCAAGGUGUUGGACUCCAUGUAUGACGUCCACAGUGGUAUCAAGAUGAGCAACCACGUGGAGCAGGGCAGCACAUACAGCAACUGUUUCUCAGGCUCAGCAGUGGUGGACUGGCUGGUGUUCAUGCAGCUGGCCCUGACCCGCGUGGAGGCCCUGACGCUGGCCUCGGCCCUGCUGGAGGAGGGCUUCCUGCGGACCGUCGGCCUGAAGAGUGUGGAGGCUCUGCGCACCGCCGCCCUCAGUGAGCAGUUCAUGGACGACUCCACUGCGCUGUACAGCUUUUCUGACAGUUUAAAGAAGAGAGGCAGCGUGAAGGCAGAGACGUCGCUGUCUGCAGUGGAGCUGAGUGGAAAAGUGAUAAAGAGAGGAUACCUACUUAAACAGGGACACAGGAGGAAGAACUGGAAGGUGCGGCUGUUUGUGCUGCGUUCAGAACCUGCGUUUCUUCACUAUUUUGAUCCCACCAAGGAUGACAUCAGCCCUGCUGGCGGCUUCUCCCUGCGAAGCUGUCUGGUGUCUUCUCUGGAUGACAACGGAGUUCCCUCAGGUGUGAAAGGCAACGUUCAAGGCAACCUGUUUAAAAUCAUCACUCAGUCAGACACACAUUACUUCAUCCAGGCUCCGACCCACCAGGAGAAGAUGGACUGGAUCGAUGCGAUUCGAGAGCAGACAUAGAGCAGCGGAUUAAAACUCAAACCAGCGAUGAAGAAGACUGAAUUUACACAUUCCAUGAAUGUACACGGUAGCAACAAACUGGAGACAUACAAUCAACAUUUCUCUUCAUUUAUCUGUGAGAUGUUAAUGUUUUCAACUUGAUUAUUCUGCAUCAUAAUGGUUGUGCAG
Messenger RNA from Chelmon rostratus (copperband butterflyfish), 1281 nucleotides. RefSeq names its product pleckstrin 2 (gene plek2). NCBI's taxonomy places the organism in Eukaryota, Metazoa, Chordata, Actinopteri, Chaetodontiformes, Chaetodontidae. The record is from RefSeq and is a predicted model, not a curated record. Bases 37 to 1113 code for a protein of 358 amino acids. Gene Ontology annotation, cellular component: plasma membrane. Gene Ontology annotation, biological process: actin cytoskeleton organization; intracellular signal transduction. The transcript is spliced from 9 exons.